AUGGCUCUAAGAGUCAAUCCCAUAACAGCCCAACUGGGCAAGUUAUCGAUAGGUAUAUCACGGACGAGUAUACGUUUCGUAUACAACCAGACGACGUUACCGCGGACGAAAGAGGAAAAGCGACGGAAAGAAUUAGAGAGAUCCAAAUUACCACCACACCACGGCGAGAAGAUAUGGAUAUUCAACCAUUUCUUAGAGGGCUUCACGGUCUAUUCGCACAGUCCUAUAUUAAAAGCGAACAAAGCCCUUAGACAAAUCCCCUUCAACGGCAAGAAACUCAAACCCUCGAAACUUCGAAAAGACUACUGGAAACCCCUAGCCAUGAUCCAAUUCCCCGAGGGCUACGGCGAAGUAGGAAGAAGCGUAUUCCAACGAUUGCGAGAAUGCAAGAUGUUCCAUGAACUCUCGUGGGGUGACGACAUGUACUUCAGCGAGGAUGGCAAACCCUUGACAAAAAUCGAACGAGGCAGAAAACUCAACAACCAAAAAGCCAACACAAUUGCCGAUAUGGCUGCCGUACUCGGAGGACAGGGCAAGGGCAACAAGAUAUGGGCGACCGUGCCGGAGAAAAUAGAAGAUAUCGUCAACGUAGAAGCGAGUGACGAGAAUAACGUCAAACAUGGCGAGGAAGGCCCUAAGGCGCUGGUAAAGGCCACGGUUUGGUGGACGAAUGAUCAAGACCAGAAUUACGCAACAAGUUGGCCUUCCAACGUUAGCCACUACCGUUUCGACCAAGCAACUUUAGAAAAGAUGAAGGUCGAGGAUGAUGCAGAAGGAGGGGAUGGUACAAAAUCACCAGAGGCACCGGCAGAAUUAGUGGCAGAACAACAACUUCAGAAGGGAUCAGAUCAGAGGACAUCGGUAUAA
Molecule: messenger RNA, 867 nt
Organism: Hypoxylon trugodes
Lineage: Eukaryota; Fungi; Ascomycota; Sordariomycetes; Xylariales; Hypoxylaceae
Product: transcriptional regulation of mitochondrial recombination-domain-containing protein
Exons: 2
Coding region: 1-867 (288 amino acids)
Biological process (GO): DNA recombination; positive regulation of mitochondrial DNA replication
Cellular component (GO): nucleus; mitochondrial large ribosomal subunit
Molecular function (GO): DNA strand exchange activity; single-stranded DNA binding; structural constituent of ribosome
Source: RefSeq, a predicted model, not a curated record